Molecule: messenger RNA, 786 nt
Organism: Lachancea sp. 'fantastica'
Lineage: Eukaryota; Fungi; Ascomycota; Saccharomycetes; Saccharomycetales; Saccharomycetaceae
Source: the annotation of a GenBank genome assembly
AUGAGCCCAUCUAAGAUUGUUCUUCUGAAAAACAAAACUACUCCUAUUGAUCCUUACGAGGUGAACCUCAAGCAAGAGGAGUUUGAUCCAGUUUUUGUUCCAUUAAUUCAACAUCAGCAUCUUCCCACAGAAUGUUUAAGUCUUCUGAGAGAUGAAAAGUAUCUGCUACGACUUGAAAUUAUUGUGAUAAGCUCCCAGCGUACCGUGGAAUGUCUGAAUGAGUCAAUCAUCCCGAAGCUUUCAGACUCUCAAAGAUGCCAGUUGCUGAGCAAGGUUGUCUACACAGUUGGACCUGCAACCGCUAAUUUCCUGGAAAGAUGUGGGUUCGAAAAUAUAAGAGGUGGAAAAGAUGCUGGUAAUGGGAGCAUUCUAGCUGAUCUGAUCAUUUCAGAUUUGAGUAGCAAGAGCGUUCAAUUGAGCCAACUUCCAAAACCUUUACUACUCGUGGGCGAAACGAGAAGAGACAUUGUUCCCAAAAAACUAGCAUCAAUUGGUAUAGAAUCGCAGGAAGUUGUGACAUAUAAAACCAAGGAAAAAGAUGACAACUUGACGCGGUUCAAAUCACUUUUUGUUCCGCAGUGCUGGGUUGUCUUCUUCAGUCCGCAGGGCACUGAAGAAAUCAUCGAAUAUCUAAGGAACGAAAAAGUCAAGAUUGCAAGCAUAGGCCCUACUACUGAUGAAUUUUUGAGCUCUCACAACGUGCGCUCCCAGGUGGUGAGCAGUAAGCCUGAGCCCAACGCCCUGAUCAAAGCAUUGAAAGAAUUUGAAAAAACAUUGCAAGCUUGA